UGAAUCGUUUAGUUUCCCGUUUCAUUUUCCGAGGAUAAUCAUAAAAUCCCCAUCGUAAUUAAUUUUUUCUCAAACUUAUAUUAAGAUCAAGAUCAAAGCAGAGCAUUUAUUCGGUCUCUGUUUUGAUUUCACGGAAAAAAAAAAAAAAAGACAGAGUGAAUUAAGAGAAAGAAAAAAAUGAUGAAGCAGUUUGAAUACCAUGGCGUGGAGGCGGAGAAAGCGGAGGCGAUGAGGAGAUACAACAACCGUAGAAGCUUCCGAAACCUUCUGCGUUUUGUCGUCGUAGUUUCGCUCUGUUACUUAUUGUUCCCCACGGUGGCGAGUUCGUUACAAACCGUCGGCGAUUGGAUUUACCGGACCGGUUCGGUUAUGAUAACCGGUCGUUCUCUCGUCUUCGUCUUCGCUAACCUAAUCGUCGCUUCGAUCUUCCUUCUCUCCGGCCAGAGCAACGACGAGAAGAGUCGUAGUAGUGGUAGUAGUAACAACGAACCAGAUCUCUACGAUCAAUACACCUCUUCUUCCUCCGCCGUGAUCGUAACCGCCUCCGAGGAGAAAGUGGUGGAAGUUGACGAUGAUGAUUCGAACAAGCAAAUCGUACCGGCGUAUAACGCGGAGGUUAAGGAGGCGGUUACGAUGAAGAAAGAGAUAUUGCGGCCGGUGUUGGAGUAUCGGAGAAUGGAGUCGGCGAAAGUGGUGGAAGACGAUGAAUCGGACAAGCAAAUCGUUCCGGCGUUAAUCGCAGUGGAGGUUGUGGAUGAGGCUACUGAGAAGGCGGUUACAACAACGGGAAUUUAUAGGAGGACGAAAUCGGAGGCGAAGAAAGAGAAAUUCCGGCCGACGAUGGAGUACCGGAGAACGGAAUCGGCGAAAGUGGGGGAGAUGGAAACAUUGAGCAGUGAAGAGUUUCGUUUGAAGGUAGAGAGCUUCAUAAUGGAGAAGAAGAGGAUGCUUGUUUUGGAAAACGACGUCGUCCAGUAUCAAGGUCAAGGACUUGGAUCUAGACAUAGCCUCCGUUGCUAGUCCUACUCCUGCCUCUGGUUCUGGUUCUGGUUCUGGUUCUAGCUAUGGCCAUGGCUCGUGGUAGCCUAAAAAGCUGACUUGGAAGUAAGUGAUGGAGAGGGGCAUAAAAGUCAAAAUUCA
This is a messenger RNA of Capsella rubella, 1140 nucleotides long. RefSeq lists its product as uncharacterized. NCBI's taxonomy places the organism in Eukaryota, Viridiplantae, Streptophyta, Magnoliopsida, Brassicales, Brassicaceae. The transcript has a single exon. The record is from RefSeq and is a predicted model, not a curated record. The coding region runs from base 178 to 1020 and encodes 280 amino acids.